This is a messenger RNA of Xyrauchen texanus (razorback sucker), 646 nucleotides long. RefSeq names its product alpha-1,2-mannosyltransferase ALG9-like. Lineage: Eukaryota; Metazoa; Chordata; Actinopteri; Cypriniformes; Catostomidae. The record is from RefSeq and is a predicted model, not a curated record. The coding region runs from base 85 to 576 and encodes 163 amino acids. Gene Ontology annotation, biological process: protein N-linked glycosylation. Gene Ontology annotation, cellular component: endoplasmic reticulum membrane. The transcript is spliced from 6 exons. Gene Ontology annotation, molecular function: alpha-1,2-mannosyltransferase activity.
AACACAACAACACACCAAGCACAGACAACCGAACAACAAAAGACGAUAAAAGUGCCGAAGACAAUACGUCCAGUGACCCACGAAAUGAGUCGUCCAGGGCAUGUGUGGGCUCCUGAGGGUUCCACAGCCUUCAAGUGCCUGGUCUCGGCUCGCUUCUGUGCGGGGUUACUCAGUAACAUCUCUGACUGUGAUGAAACCUACAAUUACUGGGAACCAACUCACUACCUGCUGUACAGAACAGGGAUGCAGACAUGGGAGUAUUCUCCAGCCUACGCUAUUCCUUCCUACGCAUAUCUGUGGCUCCAUACCCUUCCUGCCUGCUUUCCUGCCAAAAUAUUACAAACCAACAAGGUCCUUGUGUUUUACUUCCUGUGUGGCAUGCUAGCGUUUACAUGUUGUGUGUGUGAGCUCUACUUCUACAACCUUCCUCCCCAGUACCUUUUGUAUGUACAGCACCGUGGUAGCCAUGACUGGCUGGUUCCAGGGGCGCCCCAGUCUGGCUGUUUUGGGUAUUGCAGCUGGAGCCAUAUUGGGCUGGCCCUUCAGUGUCCAGCUGGGCACACCCAUUGCCUUUGACCUACUGUCUGUUACUGAAGAAGAAGUGGAAGAGUUUCAUCACAUGGACUCUGGUGGCACUGCUGCUCUU